Acanthosepion pharaonis is the source of this 759-nucleotide messenger RNA. Lineage: Eukaryota; Metazoa; Mollusca; Cephalopoda; Sepiida; Sepiidae. The record is from the annotation of a GenBank genome assembly.
AUGAAUAUACGUCUCUUUCUUUCUAUUUUAUUUCUUUCUUUCUUUCUUUGGAACAGGCAUCCUUCUUCUGUCCUUUUCUUUUAUUCAACGCCUCUUUUUCUUUCCUUUCUCUUCCUUUUGAAUAGCUCAUUUUUAAUUUCUUUCUUUAUUUCUUUCUUUCUUUUCUUUUUUUCUAUUUAUUCAGUCAUUUUUAUUUUCUUUUUCUUUCUUUCUUUCUUUCUUUCUUUCUUUCUUUCUUUUCUAAUUUAUUCUUAUCCCACCUUUUCUCCUUUAUCUUUCCUUCUUUCUUUUUACAUAUUCGGUCAAUUCUCUUUCUUUCUUUCCUUCUUUCUUUCUUUCUUUCUUUCUUUCUUUCUUUCUUCGUAUUUAUUCAGUCAUUUUUCUUUUCUUUCUUUCUUUCUUCGUAUUUAUUCAGUCAUUUUUCUUUUCUUUCUUUCUUUCUUUCUUUCUUUCUUUUCAUUUUUCUUUUCUUUCUUUCUUUGUAUUUAUUCAAUCAUUUAUAUUUUCUUUUUCUUUCUUUCUUUCUUUCUUUCUUUCUUUCUUUCUUUCUUUGUAUUUAUUCAGUCAUUUUUUUUUCUUUUUCUUUCUUUCUUUCUUUCUUUCUUUUCUAAUUUAUUCUUAUUCCACCUUCUAUUUCUUCUUUAUCUUUCUUUUUUUUUCUCAUUCGGUUAUUUCUCUUUAUUUCUUUCAUUCUUCUUUCUUUCUUACUUUUUCUUCCUUUCUUUCUUUCUUUCUUUUUUCUUUCUUGUUAUUCAAUGA